Messenger RNA from Drosophila serrata, 2058 nucleotides. It is a transcript of the gene S-Lap4, whose product is annotated as Sperm-Leucylaminopeptidase 4. NCBI's taxonomy places the organism in Eukaryota, Metazoa, Arthropoda, Insecta, Diptera, Drosophilidae. The record is from RefSeq and is a predicted model, not a curated record. Gene Ontology annotation, cellular component: cytoplasm. Gene Ontology annotation, molecular function: manganese ion binding; metalloaminopeptidase activity. Gene Ontology annotation, biological process: proteolysis.
UAUGCUCAGUUUCAUUCUCGCAUUGUAAGAGUCGUGUGCCUUGUCCGAUUAGGAAACAAAAAAUAAGGUUAAAAAACACAAUUUUUUGUUUUUUUGUCAAAAUUCGUUGUUGUGUAUCGUGAGCAGUGUUUAACAACUAAAUUGUAUUGAGUGAAUUCGUUUAAGUUUUGAUACCAAGAGGCACUACUACUAAAUUCACGAAUCUUUAUUUCAACUUUUUGGAGGCACACGAAAUUCCAACUAAAUCGGUCCGAUACAGGGAUAUAUAUAUUAAUAUCUAGAAAUAUGAGCAAACUCCGCAAUAGAAGCCUGCUGAAGAUGAUCCUCCAGGAUCGAUUACCGAGCGUAAACAUAAUUCGCAAUUCCUGCACUGGGGAAAACGCCCCAGCAAAGGGUGUCGUGGUCGGCCUUUAUCAAAAGGAGGGCGACAACGAUCCUAAGCUAACGCCCAGUGGCCAAAGGAUAGAUGAUCGUCUAAAAGGCAAGCUGGCGCGGCUUAUAUGUGAGUCAAAGAUCACAGGUCAUUUGGGAUAUGGAAAGGUGUUCAACAAUAUCGAUCAAGAGUUCAAAAGCUUGGCCGUGGUGGGCGUGGGCCUUGAAGGCAUUGGCUUUAAUGAACUGGAAAUGCUCGAUGAGGGCAUGGAAAAUGUCCGUGUGGCUGCCGGCAUUGGUGCUCGUUCCUUGCAAAAGAUCGGCUGCUCGGAAGUCUUUAUGGAUAGCAUGGAUUAUGCUGAGCAGGCGGCCGAGGGCGCUGCCUUAGCCGUUUGGCGUUUUAUUAACAAAUCUUCCAAGAAACCGCAACCAAAGAUCCCCAUACUAAAUUUAUACGAUUCCCACGAUAUGGAAAGCUGGACGCGAGGUCUCUUUAAGGCAGAGGCCCAGAAUUUGGCCAGAAGGCUGAGUGAUACCCCGGCCAAUUGUAUGACACCCACUCUGUUUGCCCAGGCCUCAGUGGAUGCUCUGUGCCCGUGUGGCAUCACCGUGGAGAUCCGUACCAUGGAUUGGAUGGAAUCGCAGCAUCUCAACUCAUUCCUAAUGAUCGCCAAGGGUAGCUGUGAGCCACCCGUCUUGAUGGAGAUCAACUAUUGCGGCACCAGUCCCGAGGAUAAACCCAUUCUGUUUCUGGGCAAAGGGAUAACCUUCAAUUCGGGUGGCAUUAAUUUAAGGAUUUGUAAGGGUAUGGAUGAAUACCGGGCCUCCAUGUCAGGAGCGGCGGCAUGUGUUGCCAUGAUGCGUUGCGCUGCCGCCCUGUCGCUGCCCAUCAACAUCAGUUGCAUCAUACCAUUGUGCGAGAAUAUGCCAUCUGGGAUGUCCUGCAAACCGGGCGAUGUGGUCACCCUUCUAAAUAACAAAUCUGUUGCUGUACGGGAUCUGGACAAGGCUGGUGUGGUGGUAUUGGCCGAUCCAAUGCUCUAUGGCCAAGCUACGUACAAGCCGCGAUUGGUAAUUGACGUGGCCACAUUGGGAAGUGGUGUUAAAAAGGCCUUUGGUGGCGGUGCCACAGGUAUUUUCUCCAAUUCUCACUACAUUUGGAAGCAGUUUCAAUCCGCUGGCGCGCUCACUGGAGACCGAGUGUGGCGUCUCCCGCUGUGGAAUUACUACAAGAAGCAGGUCACCGAUAAUCUAAGCUAUGACAUAGUCAACAAUGGCCGGGGACUGGCCAGUUCAUGUCUGGCUGCCGCCGUUCUCCACGAACUGGUACCUUGUGUGGAUUGGGCUCAUCUGGAUACCAGGGGAACCGGCAUGCAAACCAAGUUCGGUAUAAUACCAUAUCUCACUACUAAAACUAUGACGGGUCGGCCAACACGCACCUUAGUGCAGUUCCUGUACCAAAUGGCCUGUCCCGUCAAUCAGCAAGGAUCAUAGAUUGCCUUUUGGAGAUCGAAUAAGUAGAUGUAUUCAUAUAAGAGAGGACCCCGAAAUCUCUUGUCAGUUGUGAUUUUACCGUCUUGUGGAGCAAAGGCGUUUUCUCAGAUUCCCUGUAGAGCGUCCAGUGUAUUUAAAUUUGCUGUGUGUAUUACUAAAUAUAUUAAUAUGGCGAUUUGUUUUUAAGCUUAA